AUGAAUCGGACGGCGCUAAAGUGUGAAGCCGAAGAAGACCGGGCCCCUCCUGUUGCACCGCAGCGUCAUCCCUGGCCGGUCAAAAUGUCAGAUUUGCCGGCGGCUGCCACGACCGCGCCGGAAGUGGAAUUCCACGCGACACACUCCUCUGAGGGCUGCGAGGAGUCCUCGGCGGUGGUGAGCGUAGCGUCACCGAACGAGCCGGAGGCCGGCCCCAGUCAAGCCGAGGCUCUGACGUACAGCGUCCGGACGACGGCCAACCACGUCAUGGACUGCGUGCUAGCCGAGUUUCGUGCACGUCCCGUGGUCCACACGCGGUUGGGAAAUGUGCCGCUGCCGGACUUCAACGCGGGCGAGGCUCGAGUCUACGCGCCGCGCUUCUGGGACCUGAACGCCGUGUUUCGCGAGGGGGACGCCUACAUGCGUUCCAGCCAGUACACGCCGGGAGAGUUGCCAGAUGAAGUACAGCUACGUUCGCGAGUUUCCUGCCGGGACGUCAAGUUCAAGUGCGACUUCGUCUAUUCCUACUUCCGCGGCCAGGUGGCCCUCAGCUUCGGCCGGGUCCUCAUUGGCGUUCUUCUGGUGCUCAGGGGGGGCUUCCCCGACGUCAAGUCGUUGCAGGUGGAGGACAUUGGCGAGUUUGACGUAGCGUCUCUGAUAGGUGUGCCGGUCGUGCUCAAGUGGCUGGCCACCAAGGUCAUCAGGAAGGUCAUUCGCGACAACAGCCAGGUGAUCGCCAGGCUGGCGUCGAACGAAGUCAAGGACGUGCUCCAGGAGGCGAUCAGCGACCAGGACCUCGGCUCUGUCCUCAAGGACGCACUGGCAGCGGAAGACGCCAAACCAGCGUCCAGCGGCAAGAGGAAGAGCAGCGCUUGAAGGACGC
Molecule: messenger RNA, 883 nt
Organism: Rhipicephalus sanguineus (brown dog tick)
Lineage: Eukaryota; Metazoa; Arthropoda; Arachnida; Ixodida; Ixodidae
Exons: 4
Coding region: 1-876 (291 amino acids)
Source: RefSeq, a predicted model, not a curated record